CCUGCCCAGGCCGUUCCCAUCGUCAUUUGUAGUGGUAGGUCUACUAUGCUACAUUUCACUAUACUAGGUCUAGUGAUCGGUGCAAGCUUCACAAGAUGUAGCAUGCUCAGCGAUUCACCUGGAAAAAUGGAUUAUAUUAUGUCGUUUCAACUUCAUUUGACGCUGAUGUGAGAAAAAGUUUGUACUCAAUGGAGCCUCCACUCUUGAGCCACAACAUUUUGUCAUGUUGAAAUCACUGACUGUGAAAGUGAGAUCCUGCUAGAAUUUCUGCAUAUGAAACAGGUGCCUGAUAUUAGUAACCUCACUGUGGCCCAGGAAGACCCUAACGUUUAGGAUGUCGGGCAUGCUGUCUGCGUCAAGCGUUGACUGGGCAAACAAAAUCCGCUGCAAUGUGGUGGAUGGGCUCAGACAAAGCUUUCAUGAUGGAAUAUUUGCAGACAUAGAAAUUGAGGUGAGUGACAGCGUCUUCCGUUGUCACAAAGUCUUUCUUUGUGCUAUUUCGGACUACUUUUUGGCGAUGUUCACAUCUGGUAUGAGGGAGAGUGUGGACAGUAGAGUGACCAUCAAGGACCUGUCUGGAGCCACCUUCAGGGCAGUCCUGGAUUUCUACUAUACAUGUGACAGGUCAGUGGUAAAUGCAGAUACUGCGGAAGACCUGCUCCGGGCUGCCGGCUUGCUGCAAAUGAUCACUCUCCAGGACAGCUGUGAGGCAUUUUACGCAGAGAAUCUGAACGUCGAUAAUGCAUUGGCUGUCUGGGACCUUGCGCAGUGCUUACACUGCGAGGCUCUUGCUGACAAAGCCAAACGGUUUGUCUUGGCAAAUUUUCUGGACAUCUACACAGAACCUGACUUCCUUCAUGUAGACAUUGAGCAUCUCAACGAGUUGCUAAAUGAUGAUGACUUGCGAGUGCCAGAUGAGGAUUAUGUUGCAGAGGCGGCCAUUUCAUGGAUCAAGCAUGACAUCACCAAGCGAGCAAAAUUCUUUACCGAGAUAUGUGUGAAUUUGAGACUGAGAUAUUUAUCUGAGGAAAGUUUUAAUAAGCUGCUUGGGUUUGUCCGUAAUGAGUGCCAUAUAAAGGACAGUUACCUAGAAGGGUUAGCUGAAAACAGAAGGUAUUCCUUUCCAGAAGCUUCCAAUUCUGUGGCCAUGGAGACCCCCUUAACCUCAAGAAACUAUGAAAACAUGCUUGUGCUCAUUGGGGUGCACAGGGCUACUGGUAUCCUACCUACAGUACAUGCCUACAGUUUUAACACAAAGAUGUGGUUCAAGCUGAGCUCUCUGCCAUUUGACCCUGGAGUGGGCUAUGCGACCUGUGUGCUUGAUAACUGUCUGUAUAUGUCUGGAAUCUCCUUGCGUAAAGCUUACGUUCUGCGCUACGACCCCAACAGCAACAUCUGGGAGGAGUGCUGUCAGAUGCCAGAAAAACGUCGCUACCAUGAGAUGGUGGUGGCCUGUAACCAGGUGCAUGCGGUGUGUGGCUGGAACAAAAGGGACGGUGUCUUCACCAGCAUCAUCCAGUACCAUCUGGCAGAGGACAGCUGGACAAGUCUGGGAAACCUACUGGUUGGCGUCUACUCGGCUUCCACGUGCGCCGUGGAUCACAUGAUCUAUGUAUUUGGAGGGCGAGCGGACGACAGCACGAGGAAGCGAGACAUCCAGUCCUUCAAUGUCCUCACGGGCCAGGCAAUGGUGAUCAACCAGUUUCCCUCUGCCGUGACAGAGAGUCGGGCCUUGUCCAUAAACUCGUGCAUGUACCUUGCGCUGACCAAUGGCUCCAUCAUGAAAGUGAUGGAGUCAGGCUCACUGUCGCGGCACAGCAUUCUACCAAACUUUGAUCGCUUUAACUUUGGUCUCCUGCAGCGGGGCUCCAACAUCCUGGUAGUCGGGGGUGACACUCGCUAUCCCUCAGGCUCCAGCCAGUUUGUGGACAUCCUGGAGGUCAACGGUCAGGAUGGAAAGGUCAAAAUCCUCAGUGACCGGCUCUUCAACAAUGCCAGUGCGGCUGCCUGUAGAAUCCUCUUGAUCCGCCGAGUAAUUUUACCAAGAUUAUCUGUUCCAGGCAUGCCCCACUAGCAGAUUCUUUACUUAGGACAUAACAAUAUUUUUUCUUUUCCCCAAUCACAAUGAUUGUUAUAUUUCUGUAAUCAUUUUGGCACAGUAUUUGUUUAUCAAUAUUUAUUGUGCACUAUUCCUUUGAUGUAUAAUGUAUGAUAGAUUGAUAUUCAUUUAUGAUUCUCAUUCUGGUCAUGUCUAUUUUGGGAAAUUAAGUAAGUUGACAGUAGAAGUUCCUCUGAAUGUCAUACUUUCCCACUGUCCUAUCAUGACUAGGUCCAUGCUUCAACUGUAGAAGAAUCAAACUGCCAUGUAAAUUACAUAUUCGGUUCCCCCGUGAU
Aplysia californica (California sea hare) is the source of this 2394-nucleotide messenger RNA. Its product is annotated as kelch-like protein 24. NCBI's taxonomy places the organism in Eukaryota, Metazoa, Mollusca, Gastropoda, Aplysiida, Aplysiidae. Gene Ontology annotation, molecular function: protein binding. The transcript has 5 exons. The record is from RefSeq and is a predicted model, not a curated record. The coding region runs from base 335 to 2074 and encodes 579 amino acids.